CUUUCGAUCCGAUCGAUCCUCGUCGGCGGCGAUGGCGGCGGCGGUGGAGCUCACUGGUGACGGAGGAACCACGGCGGAGACGAGGUGGCUGUCGCCGCCGCUCACCCACGACGACAACCGCGGCUUCCUCCAGAUGCUCCGGGAGAAGAAGGAAAGGUUGGGGGUAGGGGCGGCGAAGGUGGAGGUGAGGCUGGAGAAGCUGACGGUGGAGGCGGACGUGCGAGUCGGCCGCCGCGCCGUGCCGACGCUGCUCAACUGCGCCAUCAACGCCGCUCAGGAACUAGCAGCCUGUGCGCACAUGUGCACCACAAGGAAAAAGCCCAUGAAAAUUAUAAAUGAAGCAACCGGAACGAUUCGACCAUCAAGGAUGACACUUCUUCUCGGAGCACCUGGUUCAGGGAAAACAACCUUAUUAAAAGCAUUAGCAGGAAAGUUGGAUUCUUCUCUGAAGAUGAAAGGAAAGGUCACUUACAAUGGAGAAGAAGUGAAUUCCUCGACACCUCAGUAUCUACAUGCUUAUGUUAGCCAGUAUGAUCUUCACCAUGCUGAAAUGACAGUGAGAGAAACUAUUGACUUCUCAUCCAAGAUGUUGGGAACUAAUAAUGAAUUUGAGAUGCUGGGAGAAGCAAUUAGAAGAAAAAAAGGUGUCAUCAAUAGAGUGGACCAAGAACUUGACUCUUUUAUUAAGGCCACAACCUUUGGAGAAGGAAGCAACCUUACAACAAACUAUAUUAUCAAGAUACUUGGUUUAUCCGAAUGCGCUGAUACCCUAGUGGGAGACGAGAUGCGAAGAGGCAUAUCAGGAGGACAAAAGAAAAGAGCUACAAUCGGCGAGAUGCUAGUUGGUCUUGCAAGAUGCUUCUUCAUGGAUGAUAUAUCAACUGGUCUAGAUAGCUCCACCACAUUUGAGAUCAUGAAGUUUCUGCAACAAAUGGCUCACUUGAUGGAUCUCACAAUGGUUAUUUCCUUGCUACAACCACCACCUGAGACAUUGGAGUUAUUUGAUGACAUAAUCCUUUUAUGUGAGGGGCAAAUUGUGUACCAUGGUCCUCGAGAAAAUGCUACAGAUUUCUUUGAAACUAUGGGAUUCAAAUGCCCCAGCAGGAAGAAUGUAGCAGAUUUCCUUCAAGAGGUGACCUCGAAGAUGGACCAAAAACAAUACUGGAUAGGCAACGCAAAUAAGUAUCAAUACCAUUCAAUUGAAAAAUUUGCAGAGUCCUUCCGUACCUCGUACCUCCCAAGACUCGUAGAAAAUGAUCAUUUUGAAUCAACUAAUGCCGGAAAGAGCAAGGAGGUAAAAACAAGCACAAGUCGCAUGAUCUCCAGCUGGAAUAUUUUCAAGGCAUGCUUUUCAAGGGAAGUGCUGCUCCUAAAAAGAAACUCUCCAGUGCAUAUAUUCAAGACCAUACAGAUAACUGUUCUCGCUUUAGUGAUCUCAACUCUUUUUCUCCGGACAAAUAUGAGACAUGAUACUGUACUUGAUGCCAAUAAGUACAUGGGAGCACUCUUUAUGGCUGUUGUCAUAGUAAACUUCAAUGGCAUGACUGAAAUUGCAAUGACAAUAAAGCGGCUCCCCAUCUUCUACAAGCAAAGAGAAAUACUAGCAUUGCCAGGAUGGGCACUCCUUUCUUCAGUAUUCCUCCUUAGUCUGCCAAUAUCAUUUGUAGAGACAGGUCUUUGGACCGGCUUAACCUACUAUGUGAUCGGCUACGCACCUUCCUUUGUCAGAUUUAUCCAGCACUUUGUGGUACUUUUUGCCAUGCAUCAAAUGUCAAUGAGCCUGUAUCGCUUCUUGGCAGCCAUAGGAAGAACACAAGUAAUGGCUAAUAUGCUGGGGACUGCAGCUCUUAUAGCAAUCUACAUACUUGGAGGCUUUGUCAUAUCAAAAGAUAACCUCCAACCAUGGCUGCGCUGGGGAUAUUGGACGUCCCCAUUCACCUAUGCACAGAAUGCAGUUGCCCUGAAUGAAUUCCUUGACGACAGAUGGGCUACAGAAUUUCAUUUCGCAAAUGCAAAUACUGUUGGUGAAACGAUCCUCAAGGUAAGGGGGCUGCUCACAGAGUGGCACUGGUACUGGAUCUGUGUGAGCAUUUUGUUUGGAUUCUCGCUGGUCUUCAACAUCCUCAGCAUAUUUGCACUACAAUACAUGAGAUCUCCACACAAGCAUCAAGUUAACAUCAAUGCCACAAAGGUGAAAGUAGACUACAACAGCCAGAUAGUUGGAAAUGGCACGGCAUCAACGGACCAAGUCAUCCUCCCAUUUCAGCCCCUCUCCCUUGUAUUUGAUCAUAUCAAUUAUUUUGUUGACAUGCCUAAGGAGAUGACAAAAUAUGGAGUAACAGAUAAAAAGCUUCAGCUGCUACAAGAUGUCAGUGGUGCUUUCAGGCCAGGGGUGCUAACAGCUCUGAUGGGGAUCACUGGUGCUGGAAAGACAACACUGCUCGAUGUUUUGGCUGGAAGAAAAACUGGAGGAUACAUUGAAGGAACUGUAAAAAUAGCAGGCUACCCAAAGAAGCAGGAGACAUUCUCAAGGAUCUCAGGCUACUGUGAACAGAGUGACAUUCACUCCCCCAAUCUCACCGUAUAUGAAUCACUGCAGUUUUCUGCAUGGCUUCGCCUUCCUUCAAAUGUUAAAUCUCACCAGAGAAAUAUGUUUAUAGAUGAAGUCAUGGACCUAGUUGAGUUAACUGGACUGAAGAAUGCCAUGGUUGGCCUAGCAGGAGCGACAGGCCUGUCUGCUGAGCAGCGAAAAAGACUAACAAUAGCUGUUGAGUUGGUAGCUAGUCCUUCCAUUAUAUUUAUGGAUGAGCCAACCACUGGUUUGGAUGCUCGUGCUGCAGCAAUUGUCAUGAGAACAGUAAGAAAGACAGUAGACACUGGACGAACUGUUGUCUGCACAAUUCAUCAGCCAAGCAUCGAGAUAUUUGAAUCUUUUGACGAGCUUCUACUUAUGAAGAGAGGAGGUCAGCUCAUAUACAGUGGUUCAUUAGGUCCCCUAUCUAGCAAUAUGAUAAAGUAUUUCGAGGCUAUACCUGGUGUUCCUAGAAUAAAAGAGGGGCAAAACCCAGCAGCGUGGAUGUUAGAUAUCAGUUCGCGCACAGCAGAAUAUGAGAUUGGAGUGGACUAUGCAGAAAUUUAUCAGCGCUCAUCCCUAUACUGGGAGAACAGGCAACUAAUUGAUGACCUAGGAAAACCAGAACCAAACACAGAGGAUCUACAUUUUCCACCCAAAUAUUGGCAAGACUUUAGGGCACAAUGCAUGGCAUGCCUGUGGAAGCAAAAUUGUGCUUAUUGGAAAAAUUCAGAACACAACGUUGUCCGAUUCAUAAACACAUUUGCUGUGUCAAUUAUGUUUGGAAUUGUAUUCUGGAAAAUUGGCUCAACCAUUAAGGAUGAGCAAGAUGUAUUCAACAUACUAGGGGUUGUGUAUGGGUCAGCACUAUUUCUGGGUUUCAUGAACUGCAGCAUCUUACAACCAGUUGUAGGAAUGGAAAGAGUUGUCCUCUACAGAGAGAAGGCGGCAGGCAUGUACUCCACUAUGGCGUACGCCAUUGCUCAGGUGGCAGUUGAAUUGCCUUACAUGUUUGUCCAAGUAUUCAUCUUCUCAGCGAUUGUGUACCCAAUGAUUGGGUUCCAAAUGACUGCCACAAAGUUCUUUUGGUUUGCCCUCUACAUGGUGUUAAGUUUCCUGUACUACACGCUCUAUGGGAUGAUGACAGUAGCACUAACACCUAACAUUGAGAUAGCAGCUGGGUUGUCCUUCCUCAUCUUCAUCUUUUGGAAUGUCUUCUCUGGAUUCAUCAUUGGAAGACAGAUGAUCCCGGUGUGGUGGAGAUGGGUGUAUUGGGCAAACCCGGCGGCAUGGACGGUGUACGGGCUCAUGUUCUCGCAGCUGGGAGACCGGACGGAGCUGAUCCAGGUGCCAGGGCAGCCAGAGCAGACGGUGAAGGAGUUCCUGGAGGGCUACCUCGGACUCCAGGACCGCUACUUCAACCUCGUCACCAGCCUGCACGUCGCCAUCAUCGCGCUCUUCACCUUCCUCUUCUUCCUCUCCAUCAAGCACCUCAAGUUCCAGAGGCGGUAGCACGGAAUUGAUGCGUGCAAACUGCAAAUAUACACUAAUAACCAAUCACUUAACUGUACAAAUGUAAGAGAACAUAACAAAAAUGCACAACAUAAGGAUUUGUUACUAAAAUAUGUAAACCGUAAGGGAUUUGCAUGUGUAAUAGCAGUAUAGAAUUGUUGUAGUACCAUGGUCGAGAAAUAUACAAAAGAAAGCAAGUGUAUAUGUUGGAAGAAUUUGUAAAGAUAUAGUUUCGUUCGCAGAUUGAUUGCAAUGCAGACCGUGCCAA
Molecule: messenger RNA, 4352 nt
Organism: Oryza sativa Japonica Group (Japanese rice)
Lineage: Eukaryota; Viridiplantae; Streptophyta; Magnoliopsida; Poales; Poaceae
Source: RefSeq, a predicted model, not a curated record